CAUGAUCAUCAUCAUCAUCUCGCACAUCUUUCUACUUCGCUUUGCUCUCUCUCUCUCUCUCGCGCACUCAACUGGGCAGGAGACUGGAGUGGGGAGAAAGAAAGCGCAGCAAAUUGAAAUGGCGGCAUCAUCUCCACCACCACCUCCUCCUCCUCCGCCUCCUCUCCACCCGCAUUUGCGUAUUCCCUACUCUGCCCCUGCCCGCCUCCUGCUUUUCCUGUUGCUUAUAACUCACCCCGUUUCUUUGGCGGUUAACAUCACCGCCGUGCUCUCAGCCUACCGCGACCUCUCCGACUUCAAUCGCCUACUCAGCUCCACCUCCGUCCCCGGCGACCUCGCGGGACGAUCCUCCCUCACCAUCCUCGCCGUCCCCAACGCCUACCUCCUCCGCUCCUCGGCCGCCCGCACCGCCGCGGCCGCUGACAUCGCCGACGUCCUCCGCUACCACGUCCUCCUCGAGUACCUCUCGUGGCCCGACCUCCGCCGCAUCCCGACCGGCGGGAAGCUCGUCACCACUCUGUACCAGACCACCGGCAGGGCCGCCGGAAACCUCGGCGCCGUCAACCUCACCCGCGACGAGGGGGGCGGCGUCACCGCGCGCUCGCCCGCCCCCUUCUCCGCCUCCAACGCCACCAUCCUCGACCUCGUCGGCACCCACCCCUACAACGUCUCCGUCUUCGCCGUCAACGCACUCCUCCUCCCCUACGGGUUCGACCUCGCCGCCUCGGAGACGCGCCCUCCCGUCGGGGUCAACAUCACGCGGGUCCUCUUCGACGGCCGCGACUUCAACGUGGCCGCCUCCAUGCUCGAGGCGUCGGGCGUCGCAGCAGAGUUCGAGGCCGACGAGCGCGGCGCCGGAAUCACCGUCUUCGUCCCCACCGACGAGGCCUUCGCAGAUCUCCCGGCCACCGAGCGGCUGCAGUCUUUGCCGGCGGACCGCAAGGCGGUGGUGCUCCGCUUCCACGUGCUCCACUCCUACUACCCCCUCGGCUCCCUCGAGUCCAUCGUCAACCCCGUCCAGCCCACGCUCGCCACCGAGGACACCGGCGCCGGCCGCUUUACCCUCAACAUCACGCGUGUCAACGGCUCGGUGGCCAUCGACACCGGCGUGGUCCAGGCGUCCAUCACGCGCACCGUGUUCGACCAGAACCCGGUGGCCGUAUUCGCCGUCUCCAAGGUGCUACUGCCGAGGGAGAUCUUCCCGGGGGAGACCAGCGGAGCGAUGCAGGCGGCAGCCGCUGCGCCGCCGCCGGUGGAGGCGGCGGGUCUCCCGCCGCAGGGGGCCGAGGACUGGGACACGCCGCCGGCGAGGCUGUCGUCGCCGCCGGGCCUCAGAGAGGAGGUUACGUCCGGGGCGGCCGUCCGCGAUGGGGUUGCCCUGUCCUGUAUAGCGUCGCUCUUUCUAAUGCAGCUGCUGAGAAAGCAACUUGAUAGCCGAUCUUACCUGGUGGAUCUGGUUCUUCUUUACUUUCUCUUUUUUUUCCUUCUUUCUCAAGAUUAAGCAAACAAGUACAAUCGAAGGGGCUGUUGAAGUUUCAGUCAACAGGGAAAUCUGCGUCAUGAUUUUGACUGUGUUCGAGGGGCUUUAUGAUUUUGGGCAGGAAAGGUGAAAAAUGUUUUGUACGAAAAGGGGAUUUGGAUUCACAAGAAGGAUACUUGUUCUCACAGGUGGAAGGCCUUGGUGACUCAAAUCAGCAUUCUAUUGCUAUUUUAAGGAAUUGGGAGAUGCUGCUUACCCAUUUUUUGUUCACCAUGGAGACAGAAUAUAGAUUUAAAGGGAGAAAAAGAAUAAAGAUAUAACUCAGAACUGUGUCUCAACUUGCACUUACGCGAUGCGGAGUGGGGCAUGUGCUAGAAGUUGCAUCAGCACCUUGACGCAUGUUGGAGGUUGAGUUUGUGGAUGGCACAUUGCAUCCCAAUGUCAUUAGACCCUGAGCCAGGGAAUUGCGAACCGAGGAAAGCACAACAUGUUUUUAUCAAGUUUCAGUCACGAGCGCUUUGGUGCCAAAUCCUGAAAGAUCGAUGAAGAAUGAGAUUUUAUGUUAGACAUUUUGCGCUUUCAUUACUCGUGUGAUACUGUAAUGCUCUAAUUUGUUAUAUUGGUGAACCAAGUCAAUGGAAGAUGGAUUUCUUCUGUAUAUGCUGCAAUAGUUUUGGCAAACCAUGACACCAUGUGAGAGUAGCAUGAGUUUGGAUCACAUGUUGAAUGUUUUUACUGAGUCCAGGAAAUCCUAAAGCAUUGGAUUUGAGAGUUUGUUCUGGUAGAACAAAAUGAGAUGGUUGUGGAUCUGACCGUGACGACUGAGGCCUAAUGCUUCAGCAUAUGAAACUCAUGGUCUAAUGUUUGCUGUGUCUUUUGGCUUUGACUUGGGAAUGUAUAUAGAAUCCAGAGGAUAUGCUUGCCAUAAGAUGAGAUUGUCUCAACUUGCUAUCCUCUUAUUAUAUGUGCAACUGUUUCAAGUCCUUUGAUAUGCUGCUACAGUACAGUACAGUACAUUUGAUUCAGAAAAAAAUGAAAUGACCCAAGUUGCUGCAGAACCAGAUCAUCUAUUAAUUCCUGUGCCUGGUGAGUCCAAACUUGGAUCGAUCGAGAGUACUUGGGAGUCAUCAGCUGUAUCUGCAAUGUCAGAUGUUCCAGGUCAUAUUGUGUUCCACCAGUGGUCGGCCGGGUCGAUUACUUUGCUACGGAACAGCAUAUCAUUCGGGGCUGGAUUCAGGAAAGGCCAACGGAGUUCAACUCAUCGCAAAAGGUCCAAAGCAGUGUGCUCCAUUACCUUACCUUACAGCUGUUGGAAAGAUGAGGACAAAGACAGACAAUUAGGAUGGGAGGUGGAGGUGGAGGGCAUGGUACGAUGGGUCAAACCUCCUCGCUUUAUGCUUGCUCAGUGGCCAACACCAUGCUGCGAGCUGGUCGCCGGCCGGCUGUAGAAUGAGAAUUAGGUUGUGUCCUGCUCGACCAUUAAUCUGCAUCAGAUCAAAAGCUAGCCGAGCCGCAGUGAGCUUGCAGACAGCUUACCGGUCAUAGUCUGCGUUACCAAAUGUUGAUCGAGACGGUCACUGCAGAGAUGAGAAUUGUGGAGUCCUUUUUACGUCGAACACGUGGGGACGUCGAGCAUAGGAGGGAGGAACCGCCCCUCCUCCUGCUGCGGAAGGAAGGUUGCCAAGAAGGUAAGCGCUAUGGUGUGGUUUGAGGAAGCUGCAAGUCAAGGAAGACAUGCACGCAUGAGCGAGGAAUCAAUGGAGUCGGUCAGGUGCCAAGUCAAAGAUGGAAACUGUUCUUGUGAUCUCACUUGUUCAAAAGCACGAAGGGUGUGAAGAAGAAGAAGAAGAAGAAGGGCGUAAAAGGAUUGAUGGCUGAUGGACUCAUUCCACUUUGACCAAAUGAACUGAAAUAUGUGUACAGACGAGCUAUGUUUCCUUCUUCUUGACUUUGCAACGGAGUUAGGUUGUCUAUGGCUGUUGAAAGUUGAUUCAAAGAUUUGAGCAAGUGAAAGAAAAAAAGAAGAGAGAGAGAGAGAGAGGACAAGUUCAUGUGUUUUGACUCCAACAAAAUGGUUCGUCAUCCCUCGAAAAAACAAACAUGGAAUGAAUGCAUUUGAUUUGAUUUGAUUCCCAAGGCUUCAAGUGGGAUGCAAUGAAAUUUCUUGCAGAGGAUUCAUGAAAAGUGGAGGAAGCUCAUCUCAGCACGCCCCCUCUGACCGUAUCUGUCCUCUCCAUUAUGAUUCGAGACAGACAUUACGUGAAUUGUUUUUGCGGUCACACUUGCAAAAACUCUUUACCGACAAGACAAAGACGAUAUGAUAACGUGAUGUUGUGCCAG
This is a messenger RNA of Musa acuminata AAA Group (dessert banana), 3820 nucleotides long. RefSeq names its product fasciclin-like arabinogalactan protein 4. Gene Ontology annotation, cellular component: plasma membrane. Bases 2 to 1501 code for a protein of 499 amino acids. The transcript has 2 exons. Gene Ontology annotation, biological process: multidimensional cell growth; abscisic acid-activated signaling pathway; mucilage biosynthetic process involved in seed coat development. The record is from RefSeq and is a predicted model, not a curated record. NCBI's taxonomy places the organism in Eukaryota, Viridiplantae, Streptophyta, Magnoliopsida, Zingiberales, Musaceae.